CCCAUAUGACCUGAAGCGCUCACGUGAGCGGGGCGGGGCCCGACCGCGGCCAAUCAGAGCCCGGGGGGCGGCUGGCCCCGCCCCGGCCCCGCCCGCGCACGUGGAGCAGCCCCGGACCGGGACCGGGUCCGGAACCGGGACCAGAACCAGGACAAGGGAAGGGACAUCGGCGGAGCACCGGGGGCAGCUGGCGGGGGGCGCAGUGCGCCGGUGGGCACUACCGGACACCACUGGCUACAGCUGGGCACCGGGCACUUGUGGGUGUAGCCGGUACUGCUGAGUACCGCCGGGCACUGCCAGACACCACCGGACACAGCUGRGUGCUACCCAGCACUGCUGGGUAAAGCCAGGCUUCACCAGGCACUGCUAGGCACUGCCGGACAGCAUGGGCACAGCCAGGCAACCCGGCCCAGGUAGUAGGGCUGGGCAGUCCAGUGUGAAGUGUCUGUGGGUCUGGUUUAGGSCCGGUUAUGCCCAGCAGCCAUAAGGCCUCCCCAACCUCCCCCGUGGCAGUAGGACCCCCCCUGAGCCCUCUGGCUGUCCCUCCCAGCGGGGCUGUCACCACCUCACAGCAGCUGUGACAGGGACAGUUAAAAAUAGCUCCGGCAGCUAUGGCUGCCCGGUGCCGGCUUGCUGCACGCUUCCACCACAUCCAUGGCACCAACAUCCGCCUAGAUGCCUCACGGACACAAGCCACACGGGUGGAGAGCUUCGCCAACGGGCUCUGCUUCAGCCAGGAGCCUCUGGCACCCGGGCAGAUCUUCCUGGUGGAGAUUGAGGAGAAGGAGCUGGGCUGGUGCGGGCACCUGCGUGUGGGCCUGACUGCCCAUGACCCCCAGAGCCUGGAGGUAGUGCCUGAGUACUCGCUGCCGGACCUGGUCAACCUGGGGGACACCUGGGUGUUUGCUAUCACCCGGAACCACAACCGUGUGGUGGUGGAGGGGGAGGACGUGCAGGCACGGCGGCGCCCCUGGGAGCCCUUCCUGCUGAUCGAGCGGGUACGGAUCCCCCGUGACACGCUGGUGGGGCGCAGCCGGCCUGGACGCUACAGCCACAUCCUGGACGACCUGUACAAGAUGAACGUGCUGCCCGCGACCGCCCGGCGCAGCCGCAUCGGCGUGCUGUACACCCCGCAGCCCGAUGGCACCGCUGACAUGCACAUCGUCAUCAACGGCGAGGACAUGGGGCCGAGCGCAAGGGGCCUGCCCGUCACCCACCCGCUCUAUGCUGUCAUUGACGUCUUUGCCUCCACCAAGAGUGUCCGGGUCAUCCCGGUGGAUUAUGGCUUUCCUUCCCUGCAGACGCUGUGCCGGCUGGUUAUCCAGAAACACAUUGUGCAYCGCCUGGCCAUCGAUGUCCUGGACCUGCCCCCGCUGCUCAAGAGCUUCUGCCAACAUGAGUGAGGUAUUGAGKGUGCUGCUGGGCUGCACCCCACAUCAACAGCCCCCAGCGACGGCUGCCCAGCACGCUCCAUGCCCCUCCCUGCCCCCUCAGCCCAGCACCUGCUGCUGAAGGGCUAACCUGAGAGCAGGGCCAAGUGGGGUUGGGAUUUUCCCCACAUUGAUAGUGUGGCAUGUCCAAAGCGUGGGCAGAGGGGGUGAUAUUGGUCAGAGACAGCAAUAAARUGCUUCCAGACAAGAGUCUGUCAAAGGAGGCUUUGGGGGCUGGGGUCCCCUGUGCUUUAGCAACCCCUCAUGGGAGCAGUUCCCACACUAGUGAGGAAGGGAGMACAGGCCACAGCCCUGCGAGGGUCAGGACCUGUUCCCGGCCCUGGAAUUACGCUGGGAUUGUCUGGGUGGAUCAGAGCGGGYACUGGGGCGGAGCGUGGGAGGGCACUGCACAGCACAGCACUCACGUGGAGGUAAAUUACAGCCAGACGCUCAUCCCRGCCAGGCAGUUUCACUGUUGGGAAAGAUGUUUACCCUGAGAACGAUGAGUUAUUUCCUGUGUGUUCGGCUUGAAGGGGGACGAGUCAGAUGCUGGAGCACCCAGUGAGCAGCACUGGCAGCAGCCGUUGCUUGGGCACGUGUCCGUGGCCACAGAGCCAGUCACAGUGACCUAGCRCAGGGCCCAGCCAUCCUAACUUGGAGCUCCGUGCCCUCAGCUCCGUGCCCUCAGCCAAACCCUUCAUACGCUGGCUCAUCCAGCAGUGCCUGUGCCAGCCUAGAGGGUAGGCAGGCUGGGAGCUGUGCAGAGGAACGCUCUGGGGGGCAGAGGUCUCAAAAUAUCAGAGGGGUGCCCACAAGUGCCAGAAAAAUGGUAAAGGGGYUGGCAGAGCCUUCCAAGCCUUUUCCUGUAGCGUGGCUAAAGGGGAAACAAACAGCUCCAAGCUUAGACAAARGUGUUUUAAAGAAACAUGAUGCUAUAUUUAGUCAGAGACUCGAUAGUAUCAGAUCAUGUUACAAAACCCUUAUUCAAAGGAAAUCCCCAGCCCGCAGCCACGGCCAACUCCAUCAACACCAAAGUGUUAAUAAAGGAAUUGCUAAACGGGGAAAACAUGGACAGUGACCAAACCACAGCAAUGGAGCGAGAUCUCUGACRUUCCCUGCUCUGUCCCAACAACAGGCUGGGAACUGCUGGGGCUGGAGCUCAUCUGGCUGCCAUGGGGCUGAGGAACUCGCCCACUCCAGAGCAGCGCCCACGGACCAGGGCGUUCACUCUCCGGGCCGUUUUCCCUCCCCCACCCUUGCUUGAAGCCUUUGCUCCCCCACCUCCCUGCAGUGUUAUCCUCCCCGCAGUGACCCCCGCACACUGAGGGGGCGGGUUCCUCUUCCUUGAGAAAUUGAGAGCAGCUGCUGCAACCACACAAACAACACCCCUGCUUUAKAGUGGGCUGCAGCACAGUGGGAUUGCCACGCUCCGGAGCUGCCACCUCCUGUCACCUGGGGCACCACGGUGAGACACAACCACCAAGGAGCACUGCCCAAAGCCCAGUCUGACCCCCCAUGCCCUGCUCCCUGGGCAGGGAGGGGUGGCUGCGGCUGGAACAGGCACAGACUCGGCUCCCAAACAGCAUAAGUGUGAUUUAUUGGCUCUGUUGCACAACACCUCAUAGCUGGAUGCUGCAAGGACCUGCGGGUGAUGGCCACAGAUGAAAUAGUUUUGUCAUUACAUUUGUUAUUACACCCAGAUCCCUACAAAUCUAUGGGGCCUUAUGGGAUUAAUUUGAGAAAUCUCAAGGACUGGCUGAUGUCAUCACAAAGCCUCUCUCAGUGAUUUUUUGAGAUUCUUGGGAAUCUGAAGAGGAUUCUUGGGAAUCUGAAGAGGUCCCACAUGACUGGAAGCUGGGGAAUGUUGUCCUGAUUUCAAAGAAGGGCAAGAAGGAGAACCCUGGAAACUACCAGCCUGUCAGUCUCACUUCAGUGCCUAGUAAAAUGACAGAAAAGAUAAUUCUGGGAGGUAUUGAAAAACACUUACAGGAGAACACAGUCACUGAUCACAGCCAGCAUGGCUUCAUGAGAGUAAAGUUCUGCUUAUCAAACACAGUUUCCUUCUAUAACAGGGUAACCCACCUAGCUGAUGGAGGAAAGCCAGUAGAUGUARUAUUUUUGGGCUUCAGCAUAGUUUUUGAUAGUAUCUGACAAAGUGUCUAGCUUGCAGCUGAAUAACCUUCUYA
Messenger RNA from Malurus melanocephalus (red-backed fairy wren), 3616 nucleotides. It is a transcript of the gene NEURL2, whose product is annotated as neuralized E3 ubiquitin protein ligase 2. Gene Ontology annotation, molecular function: ubiquitin protein ligase activity. Gene Ontology annotation, biological process: intracellular signal transduction. The record is from RefSeq and is a predicted model, not a curated record. Lineage: Eukaryota; Metazoa; Chordata; Aves; Passeriformes; Maluridae. Bases 612 to 1403 code for a protein of 263 amino acids. The transcript has 2 exons.